Adineta steineri is the source of this 2154-nucleotide messenger RNA. The record is from the annotation of a GenBank genome assembly. Lineage: Eukaryota; Metazoa; Rotifera; Eurotatoria; Adinetida; Adinetidae.
AUGCUAUAUGGAAUUUUACUUGAAAGUUGUCGUGAUGGUGUUUGUGAAGCAUAUGGAGUAGCAACAUGGAAAAGAAUUGUAGAAGAAUUAAAUUUUGAACAUGAUUCAUUUACAACACUUGGUCGUUAUGAAGAAAAUAUUAUUGAAAGAGUUGCUGAAUGUAAUUCGAAAUUAAUUUUAUUAUCGGAAAAUAAUAUUUUGUUUUUAGGUCUUUGUGAAAUUACACAUGAAGGUAGUUUAGAUACAUAUAUGUACUUUUUUGGUGAAUGUUUCGUAAGAUUUUUUACAAACUAUGGUUAUGAUAAAAUCCUACGUGUCGCCGGUCGUCAUUUUCGUGAUUUUCUUUUAUCUAUUGAUCAACUUCAUGAUUCAAAUAGAUUUAGUUUUCCAAAAAUGAAAUCACCAUUAUUUCACGUUACUGAAGAAGAUGAAUUUGGAGCAGUUUUACAUUAUAAAUCAAAACGUCGAGGUUUUCAACGUUAUGUUAUGGGACAAUUAAAAGAAUGUGGAACAAGAUUUUUUCAAGAAGACAUAUCUUGUCGUAUACAAGAUGAUGUCUCAUCAAAUGAAUAUACUCAUAUUGUUUUUCGUGUUGAUUUCAAUAAUUAUAAAUUAAAAAAUUUGGGAAAACGUUUUAUUCAAAAUCCGUCAUUACCAGAUGUUACUAGUGCAACAUUUUUCAAAGUAUUUCCGUUUGCUAUUUUAAUUGAUCCACAAAUGCGUAUGUUUCAUGUGGGAAAAUCAGUUCAAAAAGUUUUUCCAACGAAUGUACCUUUAAUUGGCCGUCAUAUUGAAGAUGUAUUUCGUUUAGUUCGACCAGAUAUAUUACUUGAAUGGAAUCGACUUCUUUCUUAUGGUCGACAUAUAGUCUUUGUUAUUGAAAGUCGUAUUCCACUUCAACCAAAUGCAUCUGUAAUUGCAAAAAAACUUGCUACAGCAACAACUCAUGCUCAUCUUCGUCUUAAAGGGCAAAUGAAAGUAAUUCCAGCAUGGAAUAUGAUUGCUUUUCUUUGUCAUCCGGAAUUAACAACAGCAGAAGAAAUGCUUUCUAUUGGCUUAUUUCUUCACGAUAUCAAUUUUUAUGAUGGUAGUAGUGAAAUUCUUAUUGCUGGUAUGCAACAUGCUCGAACAUUACAGGCAGCCAUUGAUAAACAACAAGCAUGGAUAACAAAAUUACAAGGUUCAAAACAUGAAUUAGUAGAAUGGCGUCGAAAAGGAAAACGUCUUUUAUACAAUAUAAUGCCAAGACAUAUUGCACAAAUGUUACAAGAAGGUGUUUUACCUAAUUCAAUAUGUGAAUCUCAUAAAUUGCUUACCGUUCUUUUUGCAUAUUCAAUUGAUUUUAAAGAUGUUGUAGAAAAAUUAGCACCACAUCAGAUUGUUGAUUCAAUCAAUGCAAUUGUUAAUGCAUUUGAUCAAUGUUCCGAACAUUUUGAUGUAUUUAAAGUUGAAACAAAAGCAGAUUCAUCUUAUAUGGUUGUAGCUGGUAUACAAGAUCGUAGUACAAGAGAUCAACGACGUUCAUCAACAGCUAGUGGAUCAUCAGUACAGAGUCUAGCAUAUUCUGAUGAACUUCAAGGUGACUUGAAAAAUCCAUUAGGACUUAAUCAAGCAGAAAUUGUUGCUGGUCUUGCACUUGAAAUGGUUAAAAGUUCAACGACUGUUAUUAAUCCAAUAACAGAAGAACCAUUUCGAAUUAAAUUUGGUUUUCAUUCGGGUCCCGCUGUUGGUGGAAUUGUUGGUGCCAAAAAUGUUCAAUAUUGUCUCUUUGGUGACACAGUCAAUACAGCAAGUCGAAUAACAACAACAGGCGAACCAGGACGAAUUCACAUGAGUGAUACAGCAUUUUUACUUAUUAGAGAUUCUCCUUAUUUCGAAAUUCAUAAUAAAGGCAAAACAGAAUUAAAAGGUAGAGGUACAAUUGAAACACAUUGGUUAGUUGGUCCUAAAUCAACAUAUACAGCAGCUAUUGAAUUAGAUCAAUUUCUACUUAAUGAAGAACGUCAUUCAUCAGCUGCUCAUAGUCAUCGUCAUCAUCAUCAUUCUUCUCAUAGUAAACGUCAUGGUGAUGCAACACCAGAAAAACGAUUAUCAAAUACUAUAAAUCAUGGACCAUCAGCUACGGGUGGUCAGUGUCCAUUUAGUAGAAUGUGA